Molecule: messenger RNA, 3180 nt
Organism: Metarhizium acridum CQMa 102
Lineage: Eukaryota; Fungi; Ascomycota; Sordariomycetes; Hypocreales; Clavicipitaceae
Source: RefSeq, a predicted model, not a curated record
AUGGCUGAUUACGAACGAAAAGUGCUCGAAUUCUACCAGCUCCCCACUCCUUACCCCGAGAAAUGGCCCGCAGAGAAGGAUGCCGAGGAGGAAUCCGCCGAAGAUGACCACGGCGCGAAGAAAGAUCGGCGAAAGUCGCGUUACGAAGCCCUCGAAUCGGCCUUUGGGGCCCGGAGAAGCUUUGUUGGGGAAAAUGGACAAGGUGGAAUAGGCAAUCUAGUACAAAAGGAUGAGCCAGACCCCUUAGGAACCUCGGACAGCGUUGUGAGGUCGUUGCAGCAGCUGGGCCUGCCGGUACAGGACGAUGCCCGACUGAGAAACCGAUUCAUGCUUUCUUCCACCACCUUCUCCCCGGCCCUGUUUCUCUCUCAAAUGCACUCGAAUGCCGAUACCAAUACCUUGUUGCAAGGUCUCGAUGUUCUGUCGCAAUCGAUAGAUCAGAAGUCAGCAUCGCUCAAAGUCCUUGUCGAAAGCAACUUUGAGCGUUUCGUGAAAGCAAAGGCAACCAUUGACAAUGUCUACAAGGAAAUGAAGUAUCGCGGCGUCGACCCGGUCCAGCAACGACAAUCCGGCCGCCAUUCACGCCAUGUCAGUCGUCCAAGCGUUGGACGCAGCAGUGCUAGCGGUCCCGGCAUGGGCCUCAAUAACCCUCUCUCUCCUCCCAUGCCAGACAACCGGAAAAAAAAUGCCUUGAUCAAGGAAAGCGAAUACGGUGUCAUGGGUAUCAAGGUGCCACUCCUAGAUGUAUCUGCCAAGGCAGAAGAUGUUUGGGGUCCUGCGCUCGGUGGUCGUGAAAAGGAGAAACACUUGCGCAACGUCUUAGCCUGCUUGGAUGAUUUUAGGGAUCUCGUCGAAUUGAGUGCAACUGUAGCGGACAGUAUUAAGCGCAAAGACUAUGACACCCUGGUGGAGAGCUAUAACCGAGCGAGAAGGUUUGCCGACGAAGCAAAACAGCUGUCUAGAGAGCUCAAUGGGAGGUCGCCAAGUGACAAGAAAUUAUACAAGUUGGUUCUUACGGGACGUAUGUGGAAUGACGUGGAUCAGCAGGUACAAGCUUUCAAGAAGGAUAUAUGGAAGAAGUUGGGGUCGCUACACUUCUCAAGAUCAGAAAGCAUGGGUGGUAGGCAGCAGGAUCAGCACAUGGAGCUGAUUGGACUGUUGCUCGAGCUGGGUGUUGAAGACAAUCCCAUCUGGGUCUGGCUUCAAAGCAGGCAUGAUCACUUACGAAGCAAGAUUCAAGGUUCAGCCGAUCGGUCCAAAGUCGAAAUCGAGGUUCUUCGACGCAGACUCGCUAACAACGAGAAACCGGCACCUCAAAUCUUGGCCUCGUACUUGCGAACGCUAGGUCGUCAAUCCAUUGAAGGCAAGAUUCCAUCGUCGGAUUCCACCGACGUCAUUGAACUCUGGGACAAGAUGCUUGCUUUUUUGGCCGGUCUCAUCUCGUCACAAGGCAUUCUGGGAGAAGUAGUAGAGUUUUGGCAGACUGCUCAAGGUUUCAUUAAUGGCAAAACACAACAGUCUCUCCCAGUGGGAUACAAUGGAGAGUCCCGAAGCCAGCAUCAGCUUUCACCGCAGGCUGUGGGUGACUUGGAAAAGGGAAUGGUCGAAUUGGUUGAACUUUUGCGAGAACACGUCCACGCGUUCUUUGUCGAGAUUCCACCUGAAGAUAUUUCGCUAUUGUUCUCGCCUCCACUUCUAUCGCCGAUGUCUCCCGCUUCUGCAGGCGGUGUCAACAACGCAUUGUCGCCGACUUCGCUGCGCGACCCUAGAUUCAAUUUUGACUCCAACAACCCCCCGCCCCCUUCACCCAAAAGGGGAGAGUCGUGGGAAAAGCUUGCGUUCUGGCCGCCGUGGUCGAAUUCCAUCAGCGGCGUGGAGUAUCUCUCCAAAAUGUUAUCUUUGGUUGGGUCAGCUGCUGCUGAAAUGGCCAGCCUCAGCCCUGUCUCCUCUGGUGACGACCAGGUUGUUGAGCAGCUGAAGACUCUUGUUGGUCUAUCCAGAGAUCGUUGCGUCACUGCUCUUUGCGCUGCAUGGAAUCGUGAUGCCGAAAAUAUCAAGUACGUUGAGGAUUGGCAGCGUCCUGCGGAAUCUGGCGAUGUUACGCGCAUGCCCGCAAUCUUCGCCGCGUUUGAGGGGGCCGUAUUGUCUGGGAUGCAGAAAAUCCUCUACAUUCCUGAAGCAAUGGAGAAGCCUGGCGCAGAAAAUAUUGUCCUACCACCACCAACAAAGCUAUUGCAAAUGGUUCGCAGUCAAUACGUUACCACAUUGUAUAAGGCGCUGAGUGGGAUGGUAGAGAAUGCGGAGCGAUCGCUCAAGAAGAAUGACGACGAAUGGGCAGUUUCGCAGGAUGUUUCACCGGCAUAUGUGCCUAAUUCCAUCCCCAGCAAGAGUAUCCUGGACGCUGGUGAUCGAGUAAGUCUCAAACCACACACCCGCUGUAAAUCACCUCUUUUUGUUGACCACAGACAACAGAACAUUCGCAUGCUCCUAACUCUCAGCAAUCUCCAAGCCCUCCGCUCCCAAGUCGUCCCCAGCCUCAAUUCGCAGUUUGAAAAUGCCUUCUCCGUCAAACUCACCGACGAAUCCAAAACCAUCCGCGACGUCCUCGGCCAGAUCGACGCCCGCCUCUUCCAAUCAUACACCAAACAAUCUAUCGAGACCCUCCAUGCGAUCAUAUCUGCAGGUCUCUCCCUCGCCGACUGGGAACCGCCGGUGAAUACCCGCCCAUCCACCGCAAAACCCUACAUCUACGAAGCUCUCCUUGCCCUCGUCCUCGUGCACUCCCAGGUGUCCACCACUGCACCCUCACUCACCUCCCAAGUAUUAUCAUUCUUGCUCGAGCAGACGUCCCUCCAACUACUGGAUGCGUUCCGCAAACGUCCCCGCUACUCACUUGAGGCUCUUAUGCAGGCUACCCUCGACGUAGAGUUUGUUGCCCAAACGCUAAGCCAGUAUACCACUGAUAAGGCCUCAGAGCUGCAGAGCCAAAUUUAUCAGGAGCUGGAUGGGCGUACGGAUAAUGACGCUCGUGCUAGGUUGCAAAGCGAGUUACCUGAGAUGAGGAGCAUCCUGAAGAAGCUGAGGGAGGCGACUAAGGCCGAGUUUGCGUGUUUCAAGAAGCAAAAGCGAUCGGGGCCAAAGGUUGACCCCGGAGCCGCGUCGAGCAAGGAGCAGGCCUGA